Molecule: messenger RNA, 1086 nt
Organism: Schistocerca americana (American grasshopper)
Lineage: Eukaryota; Metazoa; Arthropoda; Insecta; Orthoptera; Acrididae
Exons: 2
Coding region: 1-1086 (361 amino acids)
Source: RefSeq, a predicted model, not a curated record
AUGGCGACACUAGAGGAGUUGCGAAAGACCGUCGAAGAACUGCUCGCACGCAACACGAGGCUAGAGAGUGAGCUACAGGCACGGACUACACGCGCGGACGCCGUCGCUAACUUGGCCGACAGGGUGCACGACGCGCUGACAACGGCGCCUAGCACCGCGGCUGCGGCAGCUUACGACUCCGUCCCCCCACCUCCGUGGCGGCCAGCGCCUCCCGCACCCGCAUCGGAUGCCGACCUGCACCAGCUAGUGCAAAACUUGACGGCACAGGUGGCAGCUCUCUCGACGCAAGUCGACCGGUUGGCGCGCUCGCAGCAAGAGGGCAGCACGCGCCGCAGCGGCAGCAGACCGGGCGACAGGCGGCGUGGCUCGCGCAACCGGCAACGCAGCAACAGCCGCUUCAACGAUGCAAGUCUCCCACGCGACGCCGUGGCACCCACUCUGGCGGAACGUCUGCGCAGUCACAUGGCCGGCCUCCGAGCGCACGCACCGACGCGGCACGGCACCGGGAAGAUAUUCGUCCACGCCGACCUGCAGCGCUGCACGCACGUCAUGUUGCGUACCGACGCAGUACGGCCACCUCUCCGACCGCCCUACAGUGGACCGCACCGCGUGAUCGCCCGAGGAGACAAAACGCUGGUCCUCGAGUGCAACGGAAAGCCGUCGACAGUGUCAGUCGACCGCGUCAAACCAGCCUACGUCUUGCCCGCUCCAUCAGCCACGCAUUUUUUCGACCCGGCAGAAGAUCUGUUCACGGACGACACUCCCUCUGCCAGCGGUCAGACGGAACCCGCACCCGGAGCCGCCGGUGACGCACAGCUGCAGCCUGCUGUCAUCGCGCUGCCACGUGCGCCUCCCUCCACCAUGCCCAGGCAGCUGGUACGGCCGCCCGGACCGCGCCCACCACAGGCGCACCGGUCGCCCCCACCACAGCCGCCAGCGGACUACGUCACGCGCGCCGGCCGCCGCGUCCGAUUCAAACGGCCGUGCUGCGUCGCCAGCGCGCCACUACACCCAAACCGGCAAUCACGCGUCCGAGCCGCCGAACGCCGUCAGAAUUCGGCGCCCACGAGCCGCCGUCCGCUGUAG